UCCACUCCCAAUUGAAUUCCGCCGAUUCAGAAUUCUUCUUUAUCUAUAAAGUUUUUUUCGUACAGAUUUAUUUUCUAAUUUUUUAUUUUACCUGCAAGACGCAGAAGCUCAACGGUACAGAAAGCAUGGCUGGCAUGGGAAUGGGUCCACCGGUGAGCGAGACACUCGUCGAUGACGUUGACAUCCCUGAAAGUCAGGUUAGAAUACAGCUCAAUCAGCAGCAAACUGGAUGUAGAGUUCAAAUAGCAGACGAGAACAUAGAAAGAAAACGCGAGGAAAUUCAAGAUGGAGACAAAGCGACGGAUGAACUUAGUAUCCUUUGUAUAAAAACAGCAAAACGGGAGAAACCCUCACGUCCAGAAACUGAGCCAAAGUCUGUUGUUGAUUCAAUGCCGUCCUCUUCUAUUGGCGGGCGAGAAGGUGACGCCCUCAAGCGUUUGAAUGAUAGGACUAUUUCCAAAAUCCAAGAUAAUAAAUUGUCAAUGCCAAAAACGCCAGAUCACUAUUGGGAUCUCGACUUUCCUUCUUUAAAUGAACAAUUAGAACGUGGUUAUAUAAUUCAUACAAAUUCACCUCUUUUUAAAAAACAAUGUAACCGGCCUAAACGAUGUCUUUUUAGAGAAUGA
Meloidogyne enterolobii is the source of this 626-nucleotide messenger RNA. NCBI's taxonomy places the organism in Eukaryota, Metazoa, Nematoda, Chromadorea, Rhabditida, Meloidogynidae. The record is from the annotation of a GenBank genome assembly.